This is a messenger RNA of Rasamsonia emersonii CBS 393.64, 6384 nucleotides long. RefSeq names its product Ubiquitin--protein ligase. The record is from RefSeq and is a predicted model, not a curated record. Gene Ontology annotation, molecular function: ubiquitin protein ligase activity; zinc ion binding. Bases 1 to 6384 code for a protein of 2127 amino acids. The transcript has 2 exons. Gene Ontology annotation, biological process: protein ubiquitination; ubiquitin-dependent protein catabolic process via the N-end rule pathway. NCBI's taxonomy places the organism in Eukaryota, Fungi, Ascomycota, Eurotiomycetes, Eurotiales, Trichocomaceae. Gene Ontology annotation, cellular component: ubiquitin ligase complex; cytoplasm.
AUGCUCACGGAAUGUGAGAAGCGACUCGGCGAAGGCCUUCUGCGCCUGCCGGCGAAGCACAACUACCGCUACGGUCCCGAAGCGGAGCGGGAUCUGCUGGAACUGCUAUUCCUCUCUCUCGCGGGACAUGAUACCGAACGCCUGCAGCUCCUGUUCCCAGAUGGACCGCCGACCGACGGACGAUGGAAGCUAGCGGAGGCGCAGGGGGCCAAGGAAGGUGCAGAAUACAGCGAAGCUGCCCGAGGGAAGAGGUGCGGGCACAUCUUUCGGGCCGGAGAAGGGACAUACCGCUGCCUUACCUGCGCCGCGGAUGACACGUGCGUUCUGUGCAGUCGCUGCUUCGACGCCUCGGAUCACACUGGUCACCAGUACCAGAUCUCGCUAUCGUCUGGUAACUGUGGAUGCUGUGACUGCGGUGAUGAAGAGGCAUGGCGGGUGCCCCUGUGCUGUGCAAUUCAUACCGAUAAAGGCGACACGAAAGGGAAAGAGCGUGAAAAAGCCCCGUUGCCGCAAGAAUGGGUGGAUGAUAUCAGGACAACAAUUUCGAGAGCGCUUGAUUACUUCUGCGAUGUUAUCUCGUGUUCACCGGAGCAGCUGAGGCUGCCCAAGACGGAAGAAGGAAUCCGGCACGAUGAGGAGGCAUCACGACUACAUUCAGGGUGGUAUGGCGAGGGCGACAAGCCGGAAGAGGAGCCGGAGUUUGCUCUCGCACUUUGGAACGAUGAGAAGCAUACCAUUCGUGAUGUAGCUCACCAGGUUACACGGGCGUGUAGGGAACGAGACAGCUUCGGCUAUGCCAAAGCACACGAGACGAACGAUAUCGGCAGAAGUGUGGUCAAGUAUUCCAAGGAUCUGGGAAGACUACUACAAGUGUCCAAGACCAUUGAACAGAUCAAAGUCACGGUGACAAUACGCUCUUCCCGAGAUACCUUCAGGGAGCAGAUGUGCGGGACGAUUGUUGAGUGGCUUGCCGAUAUUGCCGGCUGCAGCUUCGGUGACGACAAUGAGAUCCUGCGCCUUGUCGUCUGUGAGGAGCUUCUACGACCUUGGCGGCGGGGCAGUGGCGCGUACAAUGCGGAUAUCGGAAUGAGGGGCAUUGACGACCAUGAGAGGACCGACCAUGGGCCUUAUCGAGCAAUUACAUUGACAGUGUCGCCUCAAGGUCAGGUUGUUCUAGCUUCAGAGGAGGAUGAGGAAGUCGAGGAAAAUGGUGAGGAGCAAGGCCAGAAUGGAGAGGAAGAAGAGGAGUACGUCGAAGGACAUGAGGAGGAAGAAGAGGAAGAAUAUGAUGAAAUGGAAAUUGACCUGGACCGGCUUCGAGAGGAAGUCGAAAACGACCAGCAGGGCGACAUGGAAAUGGGCAACGCAGAUGAUGAACUCGAGGUCGCUGAGGCGACCCUGGCUGGAUAUCCUCCUCCACCGCCGCCACCUCCUCCACGCCAAGGUGAUGGUACGCAAGGGCCAGCUGAGGAAUCUGAAUCUGGAGACAGAACGCCUCAGCCCGAAACGUCACAUGUCAAAAUCCCCAGGACUCCCACAAUCUCCGUCAAGCCUCCGCCUGCGAAGACCCCAAGUCAUUGGCAGGCUCGGUCAGCCAUUCCCCCACAAGGAGACGUCCCUCCCUAUGAAGAUCUCAGCCAGCGCACUCGCUUAGACUGGAUGAUCCUGUUCGAUCUCCGAUUGUGGAAAAAGGCUAGGACAGAUCUUCGAGACCUGUAUAUCAGCACUGUGGUCAAUGUCCCUCAGUUUAAGCGGAUCCUGGGUCUGCGUUUGUCGGCGCUCUACACUGCUCUGGCCCAAUUGUAUCUGAUUGCCGAUCGAGAACCGGAUCAUUCGAUCGUCAAUCUCUCUUUGCAGCUCCUCACGACUCCAUCCAUCACGGAGGAAAUUGUUCAACGGGGAAAUUUCCUCACCAAAGUCAUGGCUAUCCUCUACACCUUCCUCACUACUCGGCAAGUCGGCGAGCCUCAUGAAGUGAACCCAACGGCAACCCUGGCCUUCGACGCUGGGUCGGUGACCAAUCGACGUCUCUAUCACUUCUUCCUCGACCUGCGGUAUCUGUUGCAAUCCGAGUAUGUGCAGAAGCGCAUUCGCAAUGAAGACCAGUAUCUGUUGCAAUUCCUUGAUCUCGUGAAGCUACCGCAGGGAAUCUGUCCCAACGUGCGCGCAGUCGGCGAACAUGUAGAAUACGAGACAGAUGCGUGGAUCAGCGCUUCUAUCCUGAUGAGGGAAAUCAACCGGCUCUGCCGUCAGUUCUGUGAAGCAUUUCGCCAUCCGGAGGCCGCUGGCGAGAAUCUUAUACGUGCAAUCAAGGCCGCUGCCAUCUCGGCCAUUGUCCACUCGACCGGCGUGGAGAGAAAGCGAUUCGACCAAGCCGAAAUUAAAGAAUACGUUCGCUUCAAGUUACUGCCGUGCUUCGAUUUUGAGGUCCAGCCCUCAGGACAGAUUCCACGUCACCGCGUGGUGGACUUUGUUGUUGAAAAGGGCUCGAUCAGUUUCCAUCACGCCCUUCAUUACACGCUUUCAUGGCUGCUCGAAUGUGGCAGGGGAAUGAGCAGCGAAAUGAUGCGAGACAUCUUGCUGCAGGCCGCUCAGGUGGCCAAUGACAAGCAUGUCCAUGAUAGACACCUGAGCAACGAAGAUCUCCUCCUAACGAUGUUUGACUACCCGCUCAGGGUGUGUGCUUGGCUCGCCCAGAUGAAGGCCGGUAUGUGGGUACGCAACGGUCUCAGCCUUCGCCAUCAGAUGUCACAAUACCGGGGGGUGUCAUCUCGCGACUUUGCAUACUAUCGCGAUAUCUUCCUGCUCCAGACUGCUCUGGUGACGUGCGAUCCAAGCAGGGUUCUUGCAUCAAUUGCCGACCGAUUUGGUAUGGUGGACUGGAUGUGUAGAGGUUACAUCCCUCGUUCCGGCUACGAAGAUUCGCAGAUUGUGGAUGUCGCGGAGGAAUUUGUCCAUCUGCUGAUCAUCUUGAUUACCGAUCGGACAUCUCUGAUACCGAUUGAUGAUGACGCGAGCCUCACGCGUGAGAAUAUCAGCCGAGACAUCGCGCACGUCCUAUGCUUCAAGCCACUCUCCUUCUCAGACUUGUCAACCCGUCUCAGCGACAAGCUGCUCGAGACUGACAUUUUCCAAGAUGUCCUAGAGGAAGUGGCCACCUUCCGUCCACCUGAAGGCUUAAAUGACACGGGUACUUUUGAACUGAAGUCCGACUACAUCGAUCUUGUGGAUCCCUACAGUGCCCACUACAACAAGAAUCAACGAGAUGAGGCGGAGAGUAUUUACCGGAACUGGGUGGCCAAGAAGACCGGGAAAAAGGCAUCUGAUAUUGUUUUCGAGCCUAAGCUUCGGCCGAUUACGAGCGGCGCGUUUGCACGGCUAUCAGAGUUUACGAGAACGCCGCUGUUCGCUCAGAUUGUCCAUCAGUGUCUCGACUACGCACUGUGCUGCAAGGAUUGCACACCACAGAUUCCUGUUACCCGCGUGGAGACCUUCCUUCAAAUCGUGCUUCACUUGAUCCUCGUUGCUACAAUCGAGGAUGAUACCGACGAGGAUGACAUGGAAGACAAAUCGUCUCAUUCAUUUAUAUCACACGCGCUGUCGAAGUCCAGGACCACACAGGCUGGGAAUCUGACAAUUAUCGGUCUCCUGGAAAAGAUUUCCACCAUGAGCGAGUACGAGUCCUGCAGCGCGAAGAUCAUGCAUAUCCUCAAGAGGAUGUGGCAGAAGCGGCCCAACACAUAUGCAUCCGCAACUGCUACUCUGAAAUUCCCGUAUGAGAGGCUUGAUACCGGUUCCCCCGCAAGCAAUGCGGGGGCAGAACAGGAACUCAAGAAGAAGCAAGCAUUGGACCGACAAGCGCGAGUGAUGGCCCAGUUCCAGCAACAGCAGCAGAAUUUCCUGAAUAGCCAGGGAAAUAUCGACUGGGGAGAUGAAGACUUUAGCGACCUUGAGUCUGAAGAACAAGGUGAAGCUGAAACCAAGCUCUGGAAGUAUCCCAGCGGAACAUGUAUCCUGUGCCAGGAAGAGACCAAUGACUCGAGACUCUACGGCACAUUUGCCUUGGUACAGGACAGCGGCAUCCUGCGCCAGACUGAUAUCCGUGACCGCGACUGGAUUAGGGAGGUUCUCAAAACGCCUUCAAGCUUGGAUCGAUCUGCUGAGCAUCUUCGACCGUUCGGUGUGGCGGGAGAGAACCGCACCAUGGUUCGAAAACUCGACUCCUCGGGCGGUGAAGUGCUCACUGAGAAGAUUGGUCUGAGCAAAGGCUUCUCAUCUAAGAACACAGUUCGUGGACCUGUUACCACGGGAUGCGGGCAUAUUAUGCAUUAUUCGUGCUUUGAGGUCUAUUACAAUGCAACGCAGAGGCGUCAUACCCAACAAGUCGCACGCAAUCACCCGGAGCGUUUGUCUCUCAAAGAGUUCGUCUGUCCUCUUUGCAAAGCUCUGGGGAAUGCCUUUUUGCCCAUCAUCUGGAAGGGCAAGGAAGAGUCGUACCCGGGUGUCUUGAACACGGAGCAAUCUUUUGACCACUUCAUCGAUGUUGGCGUGAAAGAUACCUUGUCUCAAUCACCCAACUAUCCGCUGAUCAUGGAUAUGGACACGGUCCAAGCGCCUGCAUACCGGGAGGUCUUCCUCGAGUAUCUCACGAAGACACUAGUUCCGUCUCUGUCAUCGAAGAUUGAGCAGCUGAUGGUAUCGGUCUCUCCGCCGCCGUCCCAUCAAUUCCUCCCCACCGCGAGAAUGCCCAUGCCCGGGUUCUUCCCUUCUGCAGAGGAAAUCAAUCCGACCAGUCCGCUUCAACAAGGGCCCGCAGCUGCAGAGUCGCCAGUCGCUGAACUGGUCCAAAUCUACCGGAGAUUGAAGAAGACACUUCGUGUGAAUCUGAUUCAAUCCCAGUUCCCUCAUACGCCUGAGGCUAACAAUGGCGACGAACUGAUCUUCACUGACGCCCUGAUACGGAGCUUCGGGUACAGCAUUUCCGCCGUCGAGAUCGCUCAGCGGGGCGUUGAAUCCGAUCCUGGUGCCACCCUCCUAGACAAGAUCCCGCAGCUGACACUGACACAUCUUCGUGUCCUCGCGGAGACUGCGUACUCUUAUGCCGCAGUCGCUGGCAUAUCUAAUGGUAACGGCAAGAACCGUGCGCUUCAGGAGUUUCAAGAGAUGCAUCGCCAGAAGCUGUGUCAGUUAUUCGUUGGUCACCCUUGUAUGAAGGGGACGGCGCUGCUGGAUGAUGUCCGCAAUAUCGAGCCCUUGCUCGGGAUGGACAUAUUUGUGUUCCUCGCCGAAUGCUCCCUCUCGCUGUUACCUGUUCUCAACAUCGAAAUCCGGCACUUGAUCCAAAUGUGCUAUGUCGCGGAGAUUCUCAAGGUUGCUGUGACGUUUAUUCUGUGGCCUCUCGCGUUGAAGGAGGAACUGGCCGAGCAUGACGAUGAGGAGUAUCUACGAGCAGAGUCGGCAGAGGAAAAAUACACGGUCACUAGGCACUUUUUCGACACUGUUGUGGCGGAACUGAAAUCCAACUCCGUCGGACGGGCCCUGGGGUCUUCGUAUCCUGCAGAGAGUGGGUACGUAAAGGACGGCGAAGACUCGGCCACUCCGAGCGUUGUGAUGGCUUUGCGACGGCUCAUCUCCAGAUAUGCAUUGACAUUCCUCCGCAAGACGGUGAUUCUCCUGCAUGUGCAGCAUGGCGUUGACUUCCCGACCUCCGGUCUCGGGGACGAGAACAUGUCGGAGUUGGAUCGCCUCACCAAGGUCCUUCAGCUGCCGACUCUUGACGAGAUCUUUGCUUCCUUCUCGCCUGCCCGAAGCAGCUCCAACCCGUGGGACUAUGUCGUUUCUGGAUGGAUUUUCCACUGGAACGCGUCGCGCUCAGGAAUCCGCUUAGACGACCACCGGCUCUGGCCCAGCCUGUCUCAUCCGGCCAUCUUCGAGCUGAUCGGUCUGCCCAAGUACUACGAUCAGCUGAUCGAGGAAGCCAACCGGAGACGGUGCCCGAACUCGAAGAAGGAAUUGAGUGACCCCAGCAUCUGUUUGUUCUGUGGGGAUAUUUUCUGCUCGCAAGCGGUAUGCUGCAUGGACAAGAAGCUGGGUGGAUGCAACCAGCAUCUCAAGAAGUGUGGUAAGAAUGUCGGGUUGUUUAUCAACAUCCGGAAAUGCGCCGUCCUUUAUCUUCACAACCACAACGGUUCCUGGCAUUUUGCGCCGUAUCUCGACCGUCACGGAGAAGUUGACCCUGGCCUUCGCCGGAACCGUCAGCUCAUUCUCAACCAGAAGCGGUAUGACAAGCUGCUCCGUGACGUCUGGCUGUCACACAGCAUCCCUGCGACGAUCAGCAGGAAGCUAGAAGCUGAUAUAAACAAUGGGGGGUGGGAAACUAUUUAA